AUGCGGAAAAACAACGACGAACAACAGCUCCGUGAUGCUAAACGGGCUUAUAAGGAAGCAAAGGAGGUGGGGAAUCGGGCGGAGGAGGCGCGGUGGGCAAAUUACAUCGGCAACAUUCACAAAAAUCGAGGAGAAUACGUCCAGGCCCUCAAGUGGCUCCGCAUCGAUUAUGACGUUUCAAGCAAUUUUUUGCCAGAUAAACAGCUCCUUCCGACUUGUAAUACCCUCGGAGAACUGUAUCUCCGCCUUCAAGAUUUCAAGGAUGCCCUAAAAAUUCAGAAAAAGCAUUUACAGCUUGCAGAGGACACGAAUGACCUCAUUGAGCAACAAAGAGCAAGUACUCAACUAGGUCGAACAUACCAUGAAAUGUUUAUGAAGUCUGAUGAUGACCAUUCCUCAAUCAAGAAUGCGAAAAAGUACUUCAAGUCAGCAAUGAAACUUGCUAAAAAUCUCAUGAAGAAUCCAUCAUCUUGUAAAUCUACUUUUGUUGCAGAGUACGUUGACGCCCACAAUAACAUUGGAAUGCUUGAAAUAGAUCUUGAUAAUCUGGAAGAAGCCCAGACAAUUCUUAGUAGAGGAUUAGAGAUCUGUGAUGAAGAAGAGCUUAGUGAAAAUCAUGAUGGGCGUAGUAGGCUUCAUCACAACCUUGGAAUUGUUUACAUGGAGCUCAGGAAAUGGGACAAAGCUCGGGAGCAUAUGGAUGAAGAUAUUUCUAUUUGUAACAGAAUUGGGCACUGCCAAGGUGAGGCAAAGGGUUAUAUUAAUCUUGGCGAGUUGCACUACAGGGUCCAAAAGUAUGAUGAGGCCAUAAAUUGUUACCACAUGGCACUUCAACGGGCAGAGUCAAUGGAAGAUGAGGAUGUUUUAGUCAGUCAAAUUGAACAGAAUAUUAAAACUGUUAAAGCAGCAAUAAAUGUGAUGGAUGAAAUAAAGAAAGAAGAGCAGAAUCUCAAGAGGCUGGCGAGGAACAUGCAACUAGCUAGAGGCACAGCAGGUGAGAGGAAGUGUUUACUGCAACAGAUUGCAUCUCUUGAUCGUCUUAUUGAGAAAUCAAGCAUGAUCUUUGCAUGGAUGAAGCAUCUUGAGUAUGCAAAGAAGAGGAAGAAGAUAGCUAAUGAAAUUUGUGACAAAGAGAAAAUGGGUGAUUCAUUUCUAUUGAUCGGAGAGUCGUACCAAAAACUCAGGAAGUUCAAGAAAGCUCUUAAGUGGUACACAAAGAGCUGGGAAACAUACAAUUUAAUAGGCAACUUGGAGGGACAAGCUUUAUCCAAGAUUGACAUAGGAAAUGCUCUUGACUCAAACGGUAAUUGGAUGGAAGCCUUCAAAGCAUUUGAAGAGGGUUACAGGAUUGCUGUUGAAGCUAACAUGCCUUCUGCCCAGCUAUCUGCACUUGAAAAUAUGCACUACAGCCAAAUGAUCAGAUUUGAUGAUGUUGACAAAGCAAGGAGCCUGAAGUCAUUAAUUGAUAAACUGAAGCAUUUAACACCUAAGGAGACUCAAGGACAAGACAUGGCAAAUGAUUGUUCUGAAACUGAAACAGAGAUUGAUGAUCUAUCAUUAAAUCCACCUGAAGUUAGAAUUUCACCUGAGAGAAGUAUAUCAAAUGCCAGUAGAUCAAAGUCUCUUUCUGCAAAUGACUUGAGUGAGAAUGCUCCUUUAAUAUCAUUUCUCCGUAACGGUAAAAGUGCUAAAAAGUUGAGAGCUGUGCAUGAUGCAACAGUUGAAACCGCAGUCAAGCUGCCUGAAUCUUCACCCAGGAAGGCAUCUAUUGCUUCUGGUAGUCAAGCGGUUGGUCGUAAACGAAUUCGUCUUGUUCUUUCAGAUGAUGAAUCUGAAAAUGAUGGGGAGCAUACCUCCAGAAGAACAGCUUAUAACUUCCAUGCAAAAGAGGUUGCUACUUCAAAUGGAUGUAAGAGUAAAAGCAAUCUCAAGAGUCCUGUUCAUGAGCUUCAAGUAAGCAAAUAUUUUUGUUCAAACUCUUAUCAAGCCUUUUCCUUAUCAAAUUAUGGAGCAGCUGAAGGUUGGAGUGGCAUGCUUGUACUACCGUCCGAGAAGAGAGCAAAGGGUCUAGUUCCGGAUGUUCAAGACCUAAAAAGAGAUGGCAAAGUCCUGGAAACUUUGGAAGCAGUUGAUGAAUUGAAGAAUCACACAUUUGGAAACAACAUAUUUGAAGUUUCACUUGGGGUAUGGGUACCAAAGCCAGUCAUGAAGUUAUAUGUUGACUGCUGCAAGGAGCUAUCUGAACAACCUGAUUUGAAAGUUCUUAAGAAGCUAUAUAAUCUAGAGGUAUCAGAAGAUGAGGUUAUAGUAUCUGACUGUGGAUUGCAAGACAUAUCAGUUGCACCCCUGCUUAAUGCCUUGCAUGCUCACAAGACAGUCGCAGUCAUAGACCUUUCUCACAAUCUUUUGGGAAAUGGAACAAUGGAGAGACUUAAGCAGGUGUUUACAUCAUCAGGACAGGAUUAUGGUGCUUUAGUUUUGGAUUUGCAUUGCAAUCUACUUGGUCCCACUGCUUUAUUUCAAAUUUGUGAGUGCCCUGUGCUAUACAACCGAUUGGAAGUACUAAACAUCUCGGGCAACCGCUUGACAGAUGCAUGUGCUUCUUAUCUUUCCACCAUUUUGAAGAAGUGUAAAGCUCUUUAUACUUUGAAUAUCGAGAAGUGUUCUAUCACGUCUAGAACAAUCCAAAAGAUUGCUGAUUCACUGGAUUCUGGAUCUGUACUUGCGCAUCUGUCUUUAGGACACAACAACCCUAUAUCUGGCAAUGUCAUUAUCAACCUUUUUGUGAAGAUUUGUAGCUUAAACAGAUUCCAAGAACUCAACCUAACUGGCAUAAAGUUAAGCAAACCUGUGGUUGAUAGCCUUUGCCAGCUUGCCACAAAUUCAUGCUUGUCCGGGUUGAUACUUGGAGGCAGCUCCAUAGGAACAGAUGGGGCAUUACAGUUAACUAAGUCGCUAGCUAAUGAGACCCAGGAACUGGUGAAGCUUGAUCUAUCAUCAUGUGGACUGACAUGUGACUAUAUUAUUAGGCUGAAUAUUGAAGUGUCUUUGAUUUAUGGUAUUCUUGAGCUGAAUCUUGGAGGGAAUCCUCUUAUGCAAGAGUGCGAGGACAUAAAUGUUGCGGUGUUAGACCCUGUUGCCGAAGGAUUUGAGCUUGUCCCUGGUGCAAUUCCUGAUUGUUCUCAACAACUCCGUCGAAGUUGA
This is a messenger RNA of Coffea eugenioides, 3204 nucleotides long. RefSeq names its product protein TONSOKU-like. Gene Ontology annotation, molecular function: protein binding. Lineage: Eukaryota; Viridiplantae; Streptophyta; Magnoliopsida; Gentianales; Rubiaceae. The coding region runs from base 1 to 3204 and encodes 1067 amino acids. The transcript is spliced from 19 exons. Gene Ontology annotation, cellular component: nucleus. Gene Ontology annotation, biological process: meristem structural organization; epigenetic regulation of gene expression; response to DNA damage checkpoint signaling. The record is from RefSeq and is a predicted model, not a curated record.